CGCCGACGGUAGCCACAUCAAUGGCCUCGCCCAUCAUCCAUGACGGCAUCUCUAGCUCAUGCCGCCCAGGGUAACCACAACAACAAUAGCAACAGCAACAGCAGAACCAACUCCCACUCCAACUCUGGAAAGUCCAAGCCACCGGCUGGCUAUAUGAGCACCCGAUCGGCGGCUAUGAUGGCCUUGGCUUUGGGUCAAACAUCGGGCGGAAGGAGCGACAAGUCGCCAACCGCUCCACGAGCCGCUUCACCCGCCCAAUCCCAGUCUCAAUCCCAAUCGCAGUCACCUCAUCCCGGUGCCAGGAGGAUAUCAAAUGCCUCUUCUCUACCCUGCAACGCGUCCAGGUCGAAGCCAUCCACACCCACGGCGACCAGGGCGGCCGCCCAGCUCAACGGUUCGAGUGUCUUCUCCGGCGGCAGCAACUCCAGUGGCUCCGACAACGAUGGCUUCAGUACCUCCGGCUCCUCGGCGGCCACCGCCCUCCGGCGGUUGUACUUCAAGAGCGGUCGGAGCAUCAAGAACAAGAUCAAUGCCUCGACCACGUCGGCCACUCCUCUGAACGGACUACCCCUAAAUCCCGUGUCCAGUGCUUAUCACAACUCCGUCGGUGGAGCCAUGCACAACAUGACGACUGCAGGAGGAGUGCCGAAGCUGGUGGUCAUGGGAACCUCAUCAGCCUCGAUUCCCGAUACCACCAUCAACACGUCCACGGACUCGGCCUGCACGCUCAUCACGAAUGUGACCCACACGGACACCUCUGAGACGUGCGACUCCCUGGACUUUGGCGACAACUCGGGUCCCAGCGAGCCGCUUUUCAGUUCGCUGGAGGAGCCGCUGCUCACCGCCGUCCACAUCGAUUCGGAGCACGAGGGAUUCGGCGGGAUGGGCGGCGUGGGAGGUGCCAAUGGACACGGCGCCACUGAGCUGGAACUAACGAGCUGUUCGAGGUAUCCGCCCAGGCCCGACAUGAAUCUCCAGGACAGCGUCGAGAGCCAGGAGUCCUGUUUGUCCAUCCUGACCGGCGAGCCGUCUUCCACCACGCCACUGCUCUCCUCGCAGCGGCGCCACCCGGCGGGCGGUCAUUCGCCGGUUGGCCAAAGGGAGCGGGAGCGGGAACGGGAGCCCAGCACGGCUCCACCGCCCACUCGAGGGCGGGAGCACUUCACCUUCGAUCCCCCGCAGUCACCCAAGUCGGCGCGCAGCAGCGAAAAGUCCGCCAGCCACUUUCCCUUCAAGAACUAUGGUAAUGAGUCGUCGGCCAAGGAUGUGGGCAAGGCAUCUGGAGCAGGAGGAGGACCUGGAUCCGGGGUUGGAGGCAAUGGAGGCAAUGGAGCCGUGGCCGCCAGCGAGGGCGACGAGGAGGAUGACGAGCGCAGCGGCGAGAGCGUGGGCAAUCGCAGCAAGAAGCUGCGACCCCGGGAACGGGACCCCAACCACAUCUCGCCCAGCGUGUCGCCGUCGCACAGUCGCCGGGCGAGUCCGAAGCGGGAGAAGCGCCGGACCACGCCCAUCGCCUCCACGGGGGCUAUAGCCAAGGUCAGCUCAGCGCCGCCCACCAUGAAGGAGGCGAAUUUCUUUGGUGGCUCCGGCAAGCAAAAGCCGAACAGACAAUCGCAGAAUAUCACGCCGCACCAACUGUCCCCGUCCGCCCAGCAGCGGAAGUACUCCUCGAGUUCCUCGAGCGGCAGCAGUGAGCGCUGCCUGAGGGAGGCCACUGGACCCGGCACCAUGUUCCCCUUCGAUCGGGAGGCCCUGGACUACGAGCGCAUCCAGCGGGAGUGCUUUGCGCCCAGCUCCACGACGGCCAGCAACAGCAGCGACUCGGAGGCGGAGAACUGCUCGGUGUACGAGCGGAAGUCGGGGGCAGACAUCUUCCAGCAGUACUCGCGGCUGAGCCACCAGGAGCAGCUGCAGCAGCACUACCAGCAGGAGCAGCGCGACUGGGAGCGGGAUCGUCCGCCCUCGCGCAAGAACUCCAAGCGCAUUCGACCGGACUCGGUGAUCCACACGACCAUCCGAGAGAACCAGCAGUAUGUGCCCCAGUCGGACGCCUUCUAUCCCCAGACCAAGUCCUCCUCCUCGCCCAGCGAUCACUCCUAUGCCGAGCUGAACAAGUUCGAGGACAUCGCGAGCAAGUUCGAGCAGAUCCCGCCCAAGCAUGGCUCGGGAUCGGUGUCCGGCUCCCUGUUGAAUUUGCAGCACAUGAUGCCCAGUCCGGGCAGCGAAUCGGCCGUCAGUCCCACAGACUCCGCUCGUCGGCGGUCCUUCAAGAGCAAGCAGCGGCAUCAGAAGGAGGAGCACUUCUACAUCCAGACGGAGGAGCGAGUCGGGACAGGCGGUAGCAGUGGAAGCGGACCCAUCAACGUGACCGCCAAUCCCUUGGAGGCGGCCGCCGUCUGCAAGCAGCCACGCGCCACAAUUGUCGUCCAGCAGAAAUUCUCAGUUGUAAAGUAG
Molecule: messenger RNA, 2454 nt
Organism: Drosophila takahashii
Lineage: Eukaryota; Metazoa; Arthropoda; Insecta; Diptera; Drosophilidae
Source: RefSeq, a predicted model, not a curated record